This is a messenger RNA of Scomber japonicus (chub mackerel), 1093 nucleotides long. It is a transcript of the gene tph2, whose product is annotated as tryptophan hydroxylase 2 (tryptophan 5-monooxygenase). Gene Ontology annotation, biological process: aromatic amino acid metabolic process. Gene Ontology annotation, molecular function: tryptophan 5-monooxygenase activity; iron ion binding. Gene Ontology annotation, cellular component: neuron projection. Lineage: Eukaryota; Metazoa; Chordata; Actinopteri; Scombriformes; Scombridae. The record is from RefSeq and is a predicted model, not a curated record.
AUGGCCUCCUCCCAUGUGAUGAAGGACAAACGCGGAGCCAGUGCCAAGGAUGCAACCCGCCAUGAUGAUGUUCUCCAGCAAGUACUGGGCCAGGAGGGGGAUGUCGCUGGACUCGGCCAUGUUCGACCAGCAGCAGCAACGCCACACUGGGGGCCAGAUGGGCUUUAAGGAUAAUGUUUACCGUGAGAGGAGGAAAUACUUUGUGGAGGUGGCUAUGAAUUAUAAAUUCGGACAGCCCAUCCCUCAUAUCGAGUACACGCCCGAGGAGAUCAAGACGUGGGGCGUGGUCUUCAGAGAGCUCACCAAACUGUACCCGACGCACGCCUGCAGAGAAUACCUGAAGAACCUGCCGCUGCUCAGCAAACACUGCGGCUACCGAGAGGACAACAUCCCGCAGCUGGAGGACGUCUCCUUGUUCCUCAGAGAGAGAUCGGGUUUCACGGUCCGACCGGUCGCAGGUUAUCUGUCUCCUAGAGACUUUCUGGCCGGUUUGGCGUACAGAGUGUUCAACUGCACUCAGUACGUCCGUCACAGCACCGACCCGCUCUACACACCUGAACCUGAUACGUGUCACGAGCUGCUGGGUCACGUUCCUCUGCUCGCGGAUCCAAAGUUUGCUCAGUUCUCUCAGGAGAUCGGCCUGGCGUCUCUGGGAGCGUCGGACGAGGACGUUCAGAAACUGGCCACCUGUUACUUCUUCACUAUUGAGUUUGGACUCUGCAAACAGGACGGUCAGCUCAGAGCUUAUGGAGCCGGUUUACUGUCGUCUAUCGGAGAACUAAGGCAUGCCUUGUCUGACCAGGCCUGUGUGAAGAUGUUUGACCCGAAGACGACCUGCAACCAGGAGUGUCUCAUCACCACCUUCCAGGACGUUUACUUUGUCUCGGAGAGCUUCGAGGAGGCCAAGGAGAAGAUGAGGGAGUUCGCUAAGACGAUAAAGAGGCCGUUCUCCGUGUAUUACAACCCGUACACUCAGAGCGUCGACCUGCUCAAAGACACCAGAGGCAUCGAGAACGUGGUGCAGGACCUACGCAGCGACCUCAACACCGUGUGCGACGCUCUGGGGAAGAUGAACACCUACAUGGGAAUAUGA